Molecule: messenger RNA, 1926 nt
Organism: Somion occarium
Lineage: Eukaryota; Fungi; Basidiomycota; Agaricomycetes; Polyporales; Cerrenaceae
Source: the annotation of a GenBank genome assembly
AGGUCCGAGUCCGAGCAGCAACAGUUGCAGCCUGCGAGCGCUCCUGCCACCCAGCUGUCAAAUUUCUGCGUCCUACGUUUGUUCUCGUCCUCGUCCUUGCAUCCUCCUUCGUUCUUAUUCUAAUUCUCUUUCUCUCUUUCCUUCUCACUUGGCGUAAUAAUCAGCUAUAUAAAGACUAUUUUUGAUCGGAGAACCCCCAGCCUUCCAAACGCGGUAUAGCGUCCCCCAGCUCGCUUGCAACUCUCCUUGGUUUGUCCCCUCCAGCCCACCCUUGUCUUCCAUCCGGACGGCAUCUAAUUCUGCUGCUGCUUGCGUAUUUCCGCCUUCCACAGCAGCCAGAAACAUCUUUAGCAUGUCGACUAAACCUAAUGCGAUUAUCUUCGGAGGAUUGAAUACUUGCUCCCGCGCCCUCGCGGCCUUCUUGGUUCCCUUGGAGGGGGAGCCGCUCGUAGCAAACCUCCGAAUUGUGGACAAGUACACAGUACAGCCUCCGACCACUUACCUCGGUUCCGAGUUCCCAAGGAUACUGGAGAAGCCUAACGUCGAGUACCGUCAAGUCAACUUGUGCCUACCUGAGGCGGUUCCAGCAUGUUUCGAUCCUGCCGAAGGCCAAGAGCCCUAUUCCUAUGUAUUUGAUUUAACGGGUGACAUCAACUGGGAACGAAAUCAUCAGAUUCAAAUAGCGAAUACGUUCAAUGUGGCUCGGCACGUUGGUCUUGAGGCUGCUCGUCGUAGAGUUAAGGCAUAUGUUCGCCUCCAACACCCUUUCUAUGAGUGCAAGGAGAAGGGACCCGCUGAUGAAAAGGAGGACAUAAAGCCUGAUGGUACUAUAGGUACUUGGUGGCAUGAGACGCUGAGGAUGCUUGCUUCAAUCGAGGAUCUUAACCUCGUGAUUCUCCGUACGGCUAUGGUGUACGGGCCAUAUGUGGAUGGUGGAAACAUAAUUCGUUUGAUUGCUGUGGCAGCAACAUAUGGAUAUCUUCACAAACCUAUGAAGGGACUUUGGUCUCCUGGAAAAUAUCCGUCACACACUGUCCACAUCGAGGAUAUAGCUGGUGCUAUGUUCGCAGUAGCGAACUGGAUCGCCGGUAUCGGUCGCAAGGAAGCUGAUUCUGUCGCUGGCGAGGAGAUUGUUUUCCACAAUGACAAGGCACAACUGGAGGCGGUCGAGGGCGCUGCUCCGCCAGAGAAACGCUGUGUUGCUCCAUUGUUCAACCUUGAAGAUGACUCGAAUGUGACGAUGGUGGAACUCUGCAACAUUAUCACAUCCUACUUCGGAACAACUUUUGAAUUUGUCGGUUUCGUAAAAGACACCUUCGCCAAGUUUAAACUCGAAGACGUUGUCGAGGAUAUCAAUGGAGAACACGUUGCCACCUGGACCGAAAUGAUCAUGAAGUCAGACCCGCCUGUCACCAAUCUAACGUAUACCGCGUACAUGGACCUCUUCCACCUCAAGAAGCACAGUACUGCCUUCACUGCAGACAAGAUAAAGAGAGUUGUUGGUUACAAGCUUCGCCGGCCGCAAAUCAACCAUGAGACCAUCAAGGAGAUCAUUGACGGACUAAAAGCGGAGGGAACUUGGCCGAAUGUUUAAGGUUUUUAAUAUUCCAUCCCUGGACUGCUGGUACUCUUUCUGUCCCACUCGCUUCCCCAACUGCUUUCGGUUUUUCUGUUUUCCUUAUGGUCUACUUUAUUCCUCAUCGCGGAGAGACUUUCUAUGUUGGCUUUUUUUGAUCUGCAACUAAUCGUAAUUUCAGUGUCUUUUUUGCUGUUGUUGUCUUCGCCGUUGUUGUGUUGUGAUCGAGUCCUCGGUGGAUUUUCUUAUGUAUUGUUCAACAUCUCUUUAUUUCGUCAUUUUUCCCUCUCAUGUCACGAAUAGAUACGAACAAGAAACGAAUGAUGCAAUUAAAUACUGUUCUCGAAAGC